AUGCAACGAGCUGUUGUUGACAGGAGUGGACAUAGCACUUCUGGUACUACGGAUGUACUCGGUUCGUAUGUGGUACGAGGCAGGUCUAUUGCUGAUGGACAAUCUAAUGGUAGAAUUACAGGAUGGAACCUUGCACAAGUACAUGUAAGACCGAUUCUGAAGAAGAAAGCAAUCUCCACUGAAGACAGGGGAGAGUUGCUGAUGCAGAAAUGGCAAGCACAACUAGAAGCUGCCAGUACUUUCAAGGACGAUGACAGCAUGGUCAGCAAUGGAAGCUUGAACAUGCAAAUUUACAAGUCGACCUCGAAGAUGGAUUCAUUGAAGCACUGUUCUCAAUGGACCAAAGACAACAAGAAACCUUUCAAAUCUAAUGGAAGUAAGCACUGGGAUAUUGAUCUUGGUGUACAUCUUGAUUCUGGAUCUACGUUCAGCCUACGAAUGAACGAAGAUUACGCCAAACCGGGCACUGUGUCUGACCUGGAUUACAUGUUCAACUACGGUACAAACACUGGCCAACGUGACCUGCAUCAACAGGUCGAAUCAAGUAUUAUCGAAGGACACACUUGCUUGCUAGACACUGAAGCGCAAUGUAACCUUGAUAGUUUAUCCGAGCUUGUGAAGCUUGGAUUUCGUGUCAUUAUGGACGCUGACAUUGAAAACUCCUUCAUCGUUACGAAGGGGGAACAGAGAAUGAGGUAUGUGCAUACUUUCGUACCCGAUGGUAGGGCGGAGAGUGAUGAAGGAUCCGAAUACUCUGAAUGUGAAUACAGAGAAUGCGGAAAUGGUGACUGUGACGCGAUUCGUGUCGCACACACCGAAUGCCAUAAAUGUGGUGUUAUUUUCUGUGGUAGAAUUUUAAAAAUUAGCUAUUCUGAUUCCGAUUAUUGUGGCAUACAGACGGUACGGGAGAAUAUUGAAGGGUUCACUGAUAAACAAGUUGAGCGGGCUAAUCGCGCACAAUUGGUGUAUCAUAUGGCUGGUGCACCAGGAGUUCAAGCGUUUCGUAUUACAGUAAGAUCUGGUCUGUUCAAGAACUGCAACGUGAAUGAAGAAGAUGCAAUCAUUGCCAAAAAAAUAUAUGGACCUGGUUCUUUGGUCCUAAAAGGAAAGACGAAGCGUCCCACACCUGAAGGAGU
Cylindrotheca closterium is the source of this 1136-nucleotide messenger RNA. NCBI's taxonomy places the organism in Eukaryota, Bacillariophyta, Bacillariophyceae, Bacillariales, Bacillariaceae. The record is from the annotation of a GenBank genome assembly.